Drosophila navojoa is the source of this 1835-nucleotide messenger RNA. RefSeq lists its product as uncharacterized. Gene Ontology annotation, cellular component: nuclear body. The record is from RefSeq and is a predicted model, not a curated record. Gene Ontology annotation, biological process: positive regulation of DNA-templated transcription. Lineage: Eukaryota; Metazoa; Arthropoda; Insecta; Diptera; Drosophilidae.
CCCCAUCAACUGCGGGCCAGCAAGUGCCAAUGUAGCGGCAACGUCGACAUCGUCGUCAUUCUUGCUGCCGCUGCCGCCGCUGCUGUUGUCGCUGCUGUUGCUGUAGCAUCUUCAUUUGGCCGCAGCUUUUGUAUACUUGAAAUACCGCUUCAGUACAAUUUGAGUUGCCGUCGCGUUAGCUUCUACUUAUUUGUUGUCUCGUGCCCGCUACGCGUGCUUUUACACCUUGCAUUUCGUCUUUUGUUUACCAGCAUUAAGCUUAGCAUGUGCGGUUCUGAGGUGCAAUUAUGUUUCCAUAUUGAUUAGCGUGCUCCAUGUCUAGCUCCGAUUCGCAGCCAAAUUUUGUUGGGCAACUGUUUGUGGCAAGUGAGACCCAUGUGAAAUGCCUUAUGAAAAAUUCAACAAAAAGCGCCGACAAUGGGAGGAUAGUGGAGUAUUAGAGCUAAUUAAACUAUGGAAAGUUUGCGCCUAUGAAUUGCGCACAAUCAAACGAAAUGGACACCUUUAUGUGGCUAUGGCAAAGCAACUAACGGGUCUUGGCGUACCCGUUACCGCGCUAGAAGUACACUUUAAGGUUAAUAAUCUAACACAGCGUUACAGACAGGAGCAAAAGACAUUUGAGACAACGGGCAUCAUUAGCACGUGGAAGUUCUACAGCCAAGUGGAUGAUGUUUUCAAGAGUUUGGCUGCACACACCGGUUACAAAGACAAACGCAUGACGAGCUCCUCGAAUGCCAGCAGCUUACCAUCGACAUCCGAGUCACCAGUUUGGAAAAAUCCAAUGUCUCAGCAAGAGUUCAAUAGCAACAAUACGGAGGGGUUCUACAAAACGGAGUAUGGCAUGCAUCGCCACUUUAUGGACCACUCCCAGCCGCCGCCGAAUGCGGGCAAUGUGGAUAAUUUUAUGGCCUCAUCGGCGGCGGUGGCAGCUGUGGCGGCGGCUGCCUCGGCGCGGCUCGCCGACAGCAAUAUGGAGCAGCAGAUGCAGAAUACGGCCGGCGCCAGUGGAACCGGCCCAGGUGGCAAUACCAAUGGCGGCGUGCCCAACUAUAAUAAAAUCAAAAAGUCCCAUGAAGAUUAUGACAAAUUCGUGGACAUUGUAAAAAACAUUGUGGACACACACAAGACAACGCCCGAUAAAGUGGACGCGUUUGCCGACUUUAUUAAGUCCUAUAUGCGACGUUGGCCGGAACGGCUGCAGGACGAGGCCAUCAGCCACAUGACAAACUAUGUGGUUGUUAAAAACAUGGAGCACAGCAUGGGCAGUGUGCCCGGCGUUAGUCUGCACAAUCCUGAGGGCGUGAACAAUCGGCAAUAACAAUACAAGCAGGAGCCCAACAACUAAAACCCGAUCCGCGGGAGUUGUUGGACGAUCGUCGUGGCGGUCGUAGUUUUCAGCUCCACGAAUCCAAGAACAAGGGCAACAGCCAGAAUUUACUUAAAUCAAAUGUGGCGCAGAGUUACUUAAAAAUAUUUAAAGAAAACAAAAAACAAAAAAAAAAAAAAAAACACGAAAAAAAAAAAUGAAACAGGAAUUAUAUAUCUGCAAACAGCAACUGAGAGAGAUCGGUCAGUUUUGCUUAGAUCAUAUUGUAAACGAUUUCAGCAGUAUUUUUUGUAUAGUAAAAAUAUACAAUAAAUUUUUUAGUUGUAUGCCAGAGCAUUUCGCUGUGCUUCGAAUUGAGUUCGAUGUAGUGGAAUCAAUACACACCACAUACACACACACACACACAAAUACACACGUACACAAACACUUGAUUUGUAGAGUAUAGAAAGUACAAUACGAUUAUAUGUAAUAUGUUUAGAUAUCAUUUCCUACUGUUAGCUGUAAACGA